This is a messenger RNA of Indicator indicator, 2616 nucleotides long. Its product is annotated as protocadherin gamma-B5-like. Gene Ontology annotation, molecular function: calcium ion binding. Gene Ontology annotation, cellular component: plasma membrane. The record is from RefSeq and is a predicted model, not a curated record. Gene Ontology annotation, biological process: homophilic cell-cell adhesion. NCBI's taxonomy places the organism in Eukaryota, Metazoa, Chordata, Aves, Piciformes, Indicatoridae. The transcript has 2 exons. The coding region runs from base 1 to 2616 and encodes 871 amino acids.
AUGGCGACCAGGCAGAGCACGGGCCGGGGGCGGCAGCGAGCAGCCGAGAGAGUGCUGCUGCUGCUGCCGGCUGUGCUGCUGAGCUUGUGCUGCCGGGCGGCGCCGGAGCCUAUCCACUACUCAAUCCCCGAGGAGCUGAGCAGAGGUUCGCUGGUGGGGCCGCUGGCGCGGGAUCUAGGGCUGAGCCCAGCAGAGCUGCCGGCACGCAAACUGCGUCUCAGCGCCGAGAAGCAAUACUUCAGCGUGAGCGGAGACACCGGCAACCUGUACGUGAGCGAGAGGCUGGACCGGGAGGAGAUGUGCGGCGAGGCUCCUACCUGUUCCGUCAGCUUCGAGACACUGGUGGACAACCCGCUCAAUGUUUUCCAUGUCGAAGUGGCCAUCCAGGACAUCAACGACAACGCACCGCGCUUCCUCCAAGACCAUUUCCAGCUGGAAAUCAACGAGUUCACUUCUCCCGGUGCCCGCUUUUACUUGGGCAUGGCAGAAGAUGCGGACGUCGGCAGCAACUCCCUGCAGGGCUGCGAACUGGAGACCAACAGGUACUUUGAGGUGGAGGUGAAAGAGAAGCAGGACGGCAGCAAGUUUGCGGAGCUGGUGCUGCGCCAAGCGCUGGACCGGGAGAGCGAACAGAGCCUGCGGCUGGUGCUGACGGCGCUGGACGGCGGCGACCCGCCCCGCAGCGGCACCGCCCAGCUCUAUAUCAACGUCACCGAUGCCAACGACAACGCCCCCGUGUUCGCGCAGAACCGGUACCGAGUGAGCCUGCGCGAGGACUCGCCGCCGGGCUCCAUGGUGCUGAAUGUCUCGGCCACCGACGCUGAUGCUGGAAGUUACGCCCACAUCACUUACGGCUUCGGGAAAAUGCCAGCCAAGGUGCUUCAGAAGUUCGCGGUGGAUGCAGAGAUAGGGAUCAUCACUCUGCAGGAAGCGCUGGACUUUGAGGAUACACGCACAUUCAGCUUGGCCGUGGAGGCAACGGACGGCGGGGGGUUGAGGGCACACUGCGAAGUGGAGAUUGAGGUGCUGGACGUGAACGACAAUGCACCAGAAGUAACACUGACGUCAGUAUCGAGUUCGGUCCCCGAGGACGCUCCGGUCGGCACGGUGGUGGCGCUGGUGAAAGUAAGGGACCGUGACUACGGGGAGAACGGCCAGGUGCGGUGCGAGCUGUCAGGAGAGGCGCCGCUGUCGCUCGUGGCGUCCUCGGGAGGUUCGUACAAGGUGGUGACGGCGAGCGCGCUGGACCGGGAGCAGGCAGCCGAGCACCGAGUGACGCUGGUGGCCAUGGACAGGGGCAGCCCGGCGCUGUCGAGCCGCGCGGCGCUGGUGCUGGAAGUGUCGGACGUGAACGACAACUCGCCGGUAUUCGAGGAGGAGGUCUACAGCGCCUACAUGGCCGAGAACAACGCGGCGGGAGCGCCUGUGCUGCGCGUGCUGGCACGAGAUGCGGACGCGGGCGCCAACGGGCGCGUCAGCUACUGGCUGGAAGGCGGCAGAGAAGGCACGACGCCGCCGCCGGUGUCAGUGGAUGCGCAGAGCGGCGCCGUGUACGCGCAGCGCUCCUUCGACUAUGAGCAGUGCCGCGAGUUCACGGUGACGGUGCGGGCACAGGACGGCGGGGUGCCGGCGCGCAGCUCUACGGCCACGGUGCGCAUCUUGGUGCUGGACCGCAACGACAACACGCCGCGUGUGCUGUGGCCGACGGCGGCGUCGGCAGGAGGCGAGGCGCCGCCGUUCGAGGUGGUGCCGCGCACGGCCGAGGUGGGCUACCUGGUGGCCAAGGUGGUGGCGGUGGACGCGGACGCAGGGCGCAACGCGUGGCUGUCGUACGAGCUGCUGCAGGCGCCGGAGCCGGCGCUCUUCCGCCUGGGGCUGCACAGCGGCGAGGUGCGCACGGCGCGGGCCGUGUCGGAGCGCGACGCGGCCAAGCAGCGCCUGGUGGCGCUGGUGAAGGACCAUGGGCAGCCGGCGCUAUCGGCCACGGCCACGCUGCACGUGGUGCUGGCCGAGAGCUUGCAGGAGGCGCUGCCGGAGCUGAGCGAGCGGCCGGCGGGCACGGACUCGCCGGCGGAGCUGCAGUUCUACCUGGUGCUGGCGCUUGCUCUGCUGUCGGCGCUCUUCCUGCUCAGCCUGGUGCUGGCGCUGCUGUCGCGGCUGCGGAGGGCCGGGCCGCCCGCCGUCCUGCGCUGCCUUGGCGGGCAGCGGUUUUCUCUGGCUGGCGCCGCCUUCCCGGCCAACUUCUGCGAGGGCACCUUGCCCUACUCCUACAACCUGUGCGUGUCUCCGGGACGCGCCCUCACCGAGGUCGCUUGGCUCCGGCCACCGCUGCCAGCGGAGGAGCUGCUGGGCGGGGAGUCCUGCAGGACGCCGAGCCCGAACAGCCGCCCCGACGCGGGAGACCCACCCACCGCCCCCGACGCACCUGAGGUCGGCAGCCCCGCCCGCUGCGGCCCAGCUCGCUCGCUGGCUGGCUCGGGAUCGGAGCUGUCUGCAAGCGUCCCCGCGGUGCGGAGCCGAGCUGCAGAGAACCAAAGGUGUCGCCAAAAGCGGCAGCGGGGGAGCGACAGAGGGGAGCCGGAGCCACAGGCGGAUCUCGAUCCGUUGUGGCGGUGA